Messenger RNA from Vavraia culicis subsp. floridensis, 508 nucleotides. RefSeq lists its product as uncharacterized. The record is from RefSeq and is a predicted model, not a curated record. NCBI's taxonomy places the organism in Eukaryota, Fungi, Microsporidia, Pleistophoridae. Bases 1 to 474 code for a protein of 157 amino acids. The transcript has a single exon.
AUGACUUACUAUCACCAAAAAGAAGAAGGCAGUCUCGUUCAUCAUUAUGGGAAGAAGAAGAAGAAGAGAAGGCUACUUCACAACCACCGGAAAAAGGAGAAAAGUCUAGUUCACAACCACCGGAAAAAGGAGAAAAGUCUAGUUCACAAUCACCGGAAGGAGAAGAAAAGUCUAGUUCACAAUCACCAGAAGGAGAAGAAAAGUCUAGUUCACAAUCACCGGAAGGAGAAGAAAAGUCUAGUUCACAACCACCGGAAGGAGAAGAAAAGUCUAGUUCACAAUCACCAGAAGGAGAAGAAAAGUCUAGUUCACAAUCACCAGAAGGAGAAGAAAAGUCUAGUUCACAAUCACCAGAAGGAGAAGAAAAGUCUAGUUCACAAUCACCAGAAGGAGAAGAAAAGUCUAGUUCACAACCACCAGAAGGAGGAAAGCAGGGUGAAACAGGUUCCUCAGAAAAAGAAGCUGUCCAAAUGAAAUCACAAUAGAGUGUUCUAAAUAAAAGAUCAUG